Messenger RNA from Amoebophrya sp. A25, 2623 nucleotides. The record is from the annotation of a GenBank genome assembly. NCBI's taxonomy places the organism in Eukaryota, Dinophyceae, Syndiniales, Amoebophryaceae.
GUCGUUCAACUUGUUCUAUGGAUUGUCUCUGAAUUGAAAUGGUUGAUUGAGUCCUUUCAUCGAAAUAAUUAUUUUACAGUGCUGGCAUAUCUGAGCAAUGCCGUAGAGGGUCGAUGCAUUUACAUUCGUUGUAAAAAAAUGUCGAUGAGUCAAUGAGAAUGAGUCGCGUUUUUUUAUAAAAAAGGGGAUAUACAAAUACAUCAUAAAGAUCGUUGAUAUUGUUUAUUUCAGGAAGUAGAUGCUCCACUAAAAGCAUUGUUCGAAUUUGACGAUUCUUGCCCUGAUGAAGUAUGAUAUGGUCUAGUUUUGUUUAAUGCCAGCAGCUGUUCUCAACUAAUGAUUUUUGAAUAUACGAAAUUGAUGUAGAUGGAGAUUUUCUUUGUGUGUUUCGAUUGUGUGAACCACGUGUACUCUAGGACCAAGAUAAUUCUAGAGACAUUCGCACGGUUUGCACGUGCACCAAUGUGCGGCAAUUCGAUGACGGACCUUCACAGACACAGAGAGGACCAUCAUAAGCGAUAUCUAGUUGACUAGCCCCCUAGUGUGGUUCCCCAGGGGGGAUACGAUGGGAACCAGAGACACUCGCCAGACAAAACACACGCACGGACAUGCUUGAACAGGCGCCACAAUUGCGGAGAAGCCUGAGAAGUGUCAGCCUUGGCGGGGCGUCAUCGGGCGCGCUGCCGCGGGGCGGCGGGCCUUGUUGGUUCGCGCCGUUUGCCUCGAGAGGAUACGCGGGCGCCUGGUAAGGGCGGAAGCGCCUGCGGGCUUAUCUUCAAGCGGGAGGCAUACUCAGGCACACGCCACGCCGUGGGAAUUUGUUCGCUGGGGUCUGAGGCGCUCAGAGGCCACGCCGGUCCGCGGGGGUUCAGAGGUGCAGGGCGUUGCUUGUGGGGCGCGGCGCUGCAAGCAAGUGACUGCACGCAAGCGAGCGACGCGAGUGCACGAGGCUGCCGCCUCGCACCAUCGGGCAGCGCGGGCCCAGGGCUGGGGUGAGAGAAGGGCGCGGCGCGAAAGUGGACGCUUUAGCUUUUUGAGCUCACUUCACUCCCUAAGUGCGCGAGCCGAAGGAAGGCGCGGCCGGGCGGAGAGAAGAGCGGGGCACCAAAGUAAGCCGUAACUCCUGGGCGGCUUAAUUUUCAAAAUUCAUUCUCUAACUUUCAAAGUAUCUGCCUCAGUUUUCAAAGUCAUGCCCCCGCUUUCAAAGCUCACGCUUUAACUUUUACAAUCCAUGCCAUACUCAUAACUUUCAGAGUUCUUGUCUUGACUUUCUUGGAGGAUACCGCCGAAAGAUGGCCGCAAAAUCUUCGCGAAAAAUUGGCCUUCGCUGUCUCCGUGUUUGUAAGGACGAAAAAGGCGCCGGCGCGGCCUUGGGCGCUUUGGUUUGUGUUUGUGUUUGUGUUUUGUUUCUCCGUUGUCAACAGCCCCGGCGCCGAGUGGGUGUGGACCGCCCGCACACCACUGGCACCGGCGCCGCCUGGAAUGCAGCCGCGGCACACCUGUGCAAGCUCCUCGAGGUGUAAAGGACUUGGGCUGACGAUAGGGGAAGCGCAGGCGCGGAAGCAGUGGCAAAGCGGGACGGCGUUGGCCAGUGGGUGCCUGGGGUGGCGCUUCGUCUCGUUUUUGUCUUUUUGAAAAAGCGAAAACCUUGGCGAAAAGCUUGCGAAAUCUUUCAAAACAGAGAACCUUGCCGAGAAGCAAGGUAAGCGCAUGAGGCUCCAACACUGUCAGAACUUGCAAACUUUCACGCUGCAGACAUUCUGCGAAGGUUCUGAGGCUUUCGCCUUCCAUCUUUUUUGGUGAAGGCUCGGAAAUGGACCGCCAAGAACAAACUCGCAAGCGCAACAAUUUGCAGCGGGCCAGCGUGGGGCUCUGCGUUUUCUGUCUCUGGCUGGUUUUUGUGGUUUCUCUGUUUCUCUCUCCGGACUUGUGAGGCCUUUGGUGUUGGCUUGGUCUGUCGUGUGUGGGUUGCGUCGGUUUUGUUUUCGGGGCUCUCGUGGGCUCCGUGCUAAUGAGACAAGGACAGGGGCCGCGCGUGUGAGCGUCGGCAACUUUCUGCCAAGAUUUUCCGCCGCCGGUGACUCUCGGGCGCGGUGUUCUCGAAGCUUCUAAAACUCAUGCCCUAACUUCCAAAGUUUAUGCCCCAACUGAACUCUCAGCAUUGUUCGCGACCCAUGUCUUAAUUUUCAGAAUCAAUUCGCGGCCUAACUUUCUCAAUUCAUGACCUAACAAACUACUUUCACAGUUUACGCCUUAACUUUUACCAUUCACGUUCUGGCCUUCGCAGUUCUUGCAUGUCAUAACUUUCAAAGUUUGCGAGUAUAGCAAAACGCUGCGCGUUUUUGCGGUGUUGUCGUCCCGUGUGCUGGUUUUCAAAAUUCAAACCCGAAAUCAAAACUCAAAACUCAAAAGCCAAGAUCAAAGCUCAAAACUCAAAAUCAAAAUUCAACACUUAAAUUUUAAGUUCUAAAUCAAAAGUCAAAAUUUAUGAUCAAAAUUAAAAAUCAAAAAAUCACUACCAAGGCAAAACUUUCCAAGAAGUAACGAGAUUGGUGGUGUUACGGGGCGUAGCUUCUUUAAUCAUGUGUUUGAACUUGUUAAACAAAAAUUGACUGAAAUUCAC